GUCCGCCAGUCUGUCUGGUCGGCGCGCGCUCGGCGGCCGCGGCGGCCCGACGACGCAGCAGCUGCGCUCGCGCUCGGCUCCCCGGCCACGGAACGCGGUCGCGGCCGGCGAGGGUGCACCAGCCCCGGAGCGGCGGCGGGAAAAAUGAAGAACGAAAUUGCUGCUGUUGUCUUCUUUUUCACAAGGCUGGUUCGAAAACAUGAUAAAUUGAAAAAAGAAGCAGUUGAGAGGUUUGCGGAGAAGUUGACUCAGAUACUUCAAGAGAAAUAUAAAAAUCACUGGUAUCCAGAAAAACCAUCAAAAGGACAGGCGUACAGAUGCAUUCGUGUCAAUAAAUUUCAGAGAGUUGAUCCCGAUGUCCUGAAAGCCUGUGAGAACAGCUGCAUCUUGUACAGUGACCUGGGCUUGCCAAAGGAACUUACACUGUGGGUGGAUCCAUGCGAGGUGUGCUGCCGGUAUGGAGAGAAAAACAAUGCAUUCAUCGUUGCCAGCUUUGAAAAUGAGGAUGAGAACAAGGAUGAGAUCUCCAAGAAAGUUAGCAGGGCUCUUGAUAAGGUGACCUCUGAUUAUCAUUCAGGAUCCUCCUCUUCAGAUGAGGAAACAAGCAAGGAAGUGGAAGUGAAACCAAGUCCAGUGACUGCAGCACCAAGCCCUGUGUACCAGAUUUCAGAACUGAUAUUCCCGCCUCUUCCAAUGUGGCACCCACUGCCCAGAAAAAAACCAGGAACGUACCGAGGGAAUGGCCAUCAGACUCACUACCCUGCUCCUGUUCCAUUUGGUUACCCAAAUCCAGGAAGAAAGAAUAAGCCAUACCGCCCAAUUCCAGUGACAUGGGUACCUCCUCCUGGGAUGCACUGUGACCGGAAUCACUGGAUUAAUCCUCACAUGUUAGCGCCACAUUAGCUCAUUUUGAUUGUGCUGAUUGUCACAUGGGUAGAAAGGAAGACUAUACCUUAUUAUUACGCUAAAAGGUCAUACUUGUAGUAAAGUUAGAUGGACCAAACCAUCAAACUUAUUUUUAUAGAAAAGCUACUGAGAAUAAUCUUUCUUAAAAAUAGUAUAUACAUAUAUAUAUAUAUGUAUGUAUGUGUGUGUGUGUAUAUAUAUAUAUAUAUGGACUUUAGAUAUAUUGAAAUAGUUUAAGAAACUUUAUUACAGUUAGUCAAGUGCCUAAGUUUUUAAUAUUGGACUUGAGUAUUUAUAUAUUGUGCAUUGACUCUGUUGGAUACAGAAACACUGUAGGAGUGGGCAAUGUGUUCUAGCACCUUUGAGCAUUUACUUUAUGGAGAAUAAGUUAUUUAUACACGAGGAAAUCUAUUUUAUGUCAUUAUUUAGAAGAAUUGUGUGAAAUCAUGUAGUUGCAAAUAAAAAGUAGUUUGAGGCAUGACAAUGUGUGGGUU
Acomys russatus (golden spiny mouse) is the source of this 1400-nucleotide messenger RNA. RefSeq names its product BTG anti-proliferation factor 3 (gene Btg3). Gene Ontology annotation, cellular component: cytoplasm; nucleus. Lineage: Eukaryota; Metazoa; Chordata; Mammalia; Rodentia; Muridae. The transcript is spliced from 5 exons. The record is from RefSeq and is a predicted model, not a curated record. Gene Ontology annotation, biological process: negative regulation of mitotic cell cycle; negative regulation of cell population proliferation. Bases 145 to 903 code for a protein of 252 amino acids.